GUGCAGAACAUCAGCUGUGGUGUGUCGGAGAGUGAUAAACUUCUCUCACUCCUCCUCCCCUGCUUUCUUUCUCCCCAAUCCCCCCUCGAUACCUCUUUAUGUAACUUCUCUGAGGAGAAGCCGCAGCCACCGGUGCCUCCAUCGACAGGCAGGUACUGGCUUGUGUUUGUUAGUGUUUUUUUUUGUUGCUCUGGUCUGUCCGGACGCUUUCAGGAGGGUUUCCUGCCCGUUUCGUUCAGGACAUCGGGUGCAACUGGAGUGACUCCACCAAGUUUCCCUCCUAUUCGGCCUGAGGAAUGAGAGGACUGCCGCUGUGAGAGGAAGAGCCGAAACUCGCAUGUUUGAAUGAACAAAAGAACAGAAAGCGAGGGUAUUGCCGCCGAAAUGGAGGAAAGUACUCUGCCAGGAGCAACAUCUCCCCAAUCAGCUCUGAACCCAAACCCUACAAGGCCUGACCCGGAGGGGGAGAGUAGCCCCCCGAAGACAGACACCACCGAGAGAAUGGAGUCUCCAGCUAAGAAAGAAACAGAUCGGAGAUUGACCACCCCCACAAAAUCUGACGUCAUCCCUCGAUCACCUGGCUCACCUGCAUCACCUGUCCCCAGGUUGAAAAGUGGUAAAGACAUCAUGAAGUCCGAGGAGAGGCAGAAGCUUGCCAAGGAGCGCAGAGAGGAAAAGGCCAAAUAUAUUGAAGAGCUCAGCAUGUUACAAGCUGCUAAAAAGACCCAGUGGCUGGAGAAGGAGGAGAAGGCACGACAGCUGAGGGAGCAGCAGCUGGAGGAGCGCCGCAGGAAGCUCGAGCAACAGCGGACCAAAGCGGAAAAACGGCGAGCCGCUCUGGAGGAGAGACAGAAACAGAAAUUGGAGAAGAAUAAGGAGCGCUAUGAGGCAGCCAUUCACAGGUCAACCAAGAAGACGUGGGCAGAAAUCCGCCAACAAAGAUGGUCCUGGGCUGGUGCGCUAAGCCAGAACUCCAGCCAGAAAGAAGGCAGAUGCUCUGUGUCAACGGUCAACCUGCCCAAACACGUGGACUCUGUUAUAAACAAGCGACUGUCCAAGUCCUCCGCCACGCUCUGGAACUCCCCCAGCAGAACCCGUAGCCUUGCACUGAGUCCAUGGGAGAGCAGUAUAGUCGACCGCCUGAUGACGCCAACGCUGUCUUUCCUCGCUAGGAGUCGCAGCGCUGCCAGCGUCCUCACCAAUGGCAAAGAUAGUAACUCUCCUCUCUGCCCCCGUUCGGCCUCAGCCAGUCCCCUCACCUUGUGCGCCCACCAGCCCCACCAUCGCUGCUCCGACCGCUGGAGAGUGACAUCCAGCACACCCGACAUCUCCCAGCGCCACAACAGACGGAGCUCCACACCCAUGGAUAAAAACAAGAAAGAAAAGAAAGACAAGGAACGGGAGAAUGAGAAGGAGAAAAGUGCUCUCACUAAAGAGAAGGUGCUUAAGAAGAGACAGUCUCUCCCCAGCAUGAAACACAGACCUGAUCCAAGUCCCAGUCCUUUAUCAAGACAACGGCCGUCAUCCCCAGCCACUCCUAAGGGCAGAACUGCCUCCCCCAGCCCUGCUGCCUCCCCUAAUCCUCCAUCCACACGUGGAAGCCCGUCGACUCCUAAAGGUCGGCCCAAAAGAGCCAGGACCCCUGCCAGGAUAGACCACCGCACCUCUUCCCCCAUCCCUCUCGAAAGAGUGAAGGUGCCUCAUAGGCCCGCAACUCCCGAACAGAGAAAGAGUUCCCCUGUGGUUUCUUCCAUCAUGGUAGCCUCAGCUGCUGCCUCACCUCAUGCGUCGAGCACGGCAGUUACAACCACUGCAGCCUCCUCGUCUCCUGAGCCGGUCCAUUCGGGUCCUUCUGUUCCUGCGUCAUCACCGUCACCCUCUCCAUCAGCCAGGCCUAUGGCAGGCACCAACGACCAAGGGGAGGCGGUUCGCAUCCUGGCAGAGAAACGCCGGCAGGCCCGAGAGCAGAGGGAGAGGGACGAGCAGGAGCGCCGCGAACAGGAGGAGAAGGAGAGGAUCCUGAGAGAAGAGCGAAUAGUGAAGGAGGCAGAGGAGAGGCGCCUUAGGGAGGAGGAGGCCCGCGCCAUGGCCGAGGAGCAGCGGAGGAGGGACGAAGCUCAGCGCCUGCAGGACGAGAAGGAGGCUCAGGAGAGAGCCAAAGCUGAGCAGGAGGAAAACCUACGCCUGCAAAAACAGAAAGAAGAGGCUGAGGCUAAAGCCCGGGAGGAGGCGGAGAAGCAGCGUCUGGAGAGGGAGAAACACUUCCAGAAGGAGGAGCAGGAGAGGCUGGAGAGGAAAAGGCGUCUGGACGAGAUCAUGAAGAGGACGCGCAAGACAGAUGGAGGCGACAAGAAAGAGACAAAAUCCUCCCCUCUCACAAACGUCAAUGACAAAGAGGCAGAGAGCAGCAAAGCAUCUGCUGAAUAUCAGCCAAAGUCAGAGGUCAACCUGCCCAACAACAAGACAGAAAAUGGACAGACCAACGUCAAAGAAAGCAGCCCCUCAGCCCAAUUGGUCAAUGGGGUCCAGCCUACGAGACAUGAAAACGGUCUCCCCACUAAAGGAGACACUGCCCACUUUGGAGAUAUCAUCCAUCUCGCGAAUCACGGCAACACCACCAACGGAGCACGGGACAAGUCUGAGACCAGCAUGGCCACCGAGCCGAUCCUCGUGUUUGACAGUGACGAGUCAUUCAUGAAAAAGGCAGGCCCCAUGAAGCCUCAGCAUGUUGCAGAGGUCCUGUGACAUGUUCCAGUGUUUAAGUGCUCGUCGCCUUAGGCCACUGACCUUUCCUCCGCCCUGCCAACGCUCGCGUGGGGGAGCCCUGUGCCCUGUGCCAACCUUUUUUCUAAGCCCCUAAAGGCAAACUACCUAAACGCAUACUUCUUUCUGAAGACGAAGCGGGCCACAGAAGAUGACGACCAAGCAUCAGGACGCAAAAGACAAAACGGGAUGAAAGGUGUUGCUGCAUGCAACACAGGUGCAUCAGUGUUAACAUUUGUUAAAGAUCUUUGCGGCACCGAUUCUACGCACCUUUAUACAGCGUCAUCCUAUGUACAUUACAGUACAGCGGAGUAAUUAUUACAAUAAGCUGAAGUGUUUGUUGUUUUGUUCUUUAGUUAUUUAACUGAAAGAGAAAUAUAAGACUGGGUACAUUAUUGUGAAUAAUGUAAAUUAACUUUGUGUGACGGACAAAGGAGGGAUGGGUCUAUGGAUUAACCUUGUAUAAAAGGAAGUCGUUUUAUGCUACUCUGCUCCGAGUAGACCCUCUAAGUGAAACCCAGGUAUUAUACAUCCUGGCCUGUAUAAAGCUACCUGUAACAAUUUUUGUAAAGUUAAAUUGAGAAAUCUGGAAAGAGAUUUGAAAUGCAAGUUCACAUGCAACAGCGUGUUACUGUGUGUGAUACUGUGUGUAAUACUGUCUGUUCAAAAUGCUAUGAUUGAUUGUACGCAGAACUGGAUGUAAAAGUGAGUGCAACCUCUACAAUCAAAAAAACAGAAAUCAUUUAUGGUCAAAUCUCUUUUUACUGGGAUUUACUCCACUAUUAAACAGUUAAAGCUGCUGUUUUUCUCAUGUGCAAGCAUGACAAAGUUUUCCCUCAUUUGCAUUGAGAUUCCAUGGACUCAUAUGUAUCUGAAAUGCUGGUGUGUGUAUCUGCUAUAAUUAUUUUGAUGUGCGUAACAAGGUCAGUGGGAGCAUCUUAAGUCUUAUUAAAGACCAGCUGUCCAGUC
Sander lucioperca (pikeperch) is the source of this 3732-nucleotide messenger RNA. RefSeq names its product MAP7 domain containing 1a (gene map7d1a). The transcript has 19 exons. Gene Ontology annotation, biological process: microtubule cytoskeleton organization. The coding region runs from base 346 to 2745 and encodes 799 amino acids. Lineage: Eukaryota; Metazoa; Chordata; Actinopteri; Perciformes; Percidae. Gene Ontology annotation, cellular component: microtubule cytoskeleton. The record is from RefSeq and is a predicted model, not a curated record.